Psammomys obesus (fat sand rat) is the source of this 3449-nucleotide messenger RNA. RefSeq names its product mixed lineage kinase domain like pseudokinase (gene Mlkl). The transcript has 11 exons. The record is from RefSeq and is a predicted model, not a curated record. Gene Ontology annotation, biological process: protein phosphorylation; cell surface receptor signaling pathway. Bases 478 to 1836 code for a protein of 452 amino acids. Gene Ontology annotation, molecular function: protein kinase activity; ATP binding. Lineage: Eukaryota; Metazoa; Chordata; Mammalia; Rodentia; Muridae.
UAAGUGCCCCCACUGGGAGCUGUCCAGAAAGCAGUUUAGGAAGCUGGCAAACGGCCAGCAAGAGUCACAAGACUUGUCAAGCCGGCAGCGGCUUCCGGAGGAGGACUCUGGACAGAACAGCGGUCCCACAGGUUGAUUGGGAGGACUCCACUGGGGCAUGGCUGCGUUGGCUCAGAUUUGACUUUAAGCGGGAACAGCGGGCUGUGUGGAAUCUCUCCGGGAGGCGGAAGCUCGCGCAAAGGCUGCACCCUAGGGAAAGGGGGAUCGGGAGACCGGGGCUUGCUCCGGCCUGGCGUGCACUGUCAGCAAGGCAGGAGACCGUGAUCUGGGAGCAGUGGGAGACUGAUCCUACUGGAAUUGAGUGCUGGCUGCGUAGACAGGACACAGGGCCCUGCAGAAUCCAGUGAGCAGGGAGCCACCGCUGGAGGAAGCGAAAGAACCAGAGAAUUACAGAUUGGACUUCCCGGAACUCAGGGUAUGGAUAAAGUGGAACAGAUCAUCUUCUUAGGCAACCGCAUCUAUAAACAGUGUGAAAAGAUGAAAUACUGCCAGAAACAGUGCCAGCGUCUAGGGGAACGUGUGCGUGUCUUGCUACAGCUUCUCCAGAGGCUCCAAGCCCAAGGAAACAAGAACCUGCUGGAUGAUAAAACUGGUAUCCUGGGCCGUUUUGAGGAUGUCCUAAAGGAGGUUUGGGAGCAGACAGAAAAGUUCAGCAGUAAGUCCAAUAUUUGGAAGUUUAUAACUGCGGGCAGUGAGAAGAUACUCUUCCAUGAGGUGAAUGAGAAGCUGAGAGAUGUCUGGGAGGAGCUCUUGAUGCUGCUUCAGGUUGAUCAGUGCAGCAAGCAAGCAUCCUGGCAGCAGGAAGAUCGUCAGGAUGCAGAGGAAGACCGAAAUGAAAGUAUGCAAGAUCUCCUGAUGCAGUUGAAAAUUGACAUGGAAGAAAUCAAGGAAACUCUGAAGCAAUGCUCACUAAAACCCAGGCGGGAGAUCCCACAGGAACAAAUCAAGGAGAUUAAGAAGGAGCAUCUUGGAGCUCCAUGGACCUUACUGAAGGAAAAUAAACUCAGCAAGCUUUACAGAGGAGAGUAUCACAAAUCUCCAGUCACCAUCAAAGUAUUUAACAACCCCCAGGCCGGAAGUGUUCAAAUAGUGAGGGACACUUUCAACAAUGAGAUCAGAACCAUGAAGAAAUUUGACUCUCCCAACAUCUUGCGUAUAUUUGGGAUUUGCAUCGAUGAAACAGUGGAGCCCCCCGAAUUCUCCAUUGUCAUGGAGUACUGUGAACUUGGGACGCUGAGGGAACUGCUGGAUAAAGAAAAGGAGCUCACAAUGAGCGUGCGCAUUCUCCUAGUCCUGGGGGCAGCCAAAGGCUUGUACAGGCUACACCACUCGGAAACACCUCGUCUCCACAGAAACAUCAGCAGCUCCAGCUUCCUGGUAGCUGGAGGCUACCAAGUAAAGCUUGCAGGAUUUGAAUUAAGCAAAACACAGACUUCCAUCAGUCGGAAGACAAAGAGCACUAAGGCAGAGAGAUUCAGUUCGACAGCAUAUGUCUCCCCUCAGAGACUGAAAGACGUGUAUUGCGUGUAUGACCAAAAGGCGGAGAUAUAUAGUUUUGGAAUUGUGCUCUGGGAAAUUGCUACUGGAAAGAUCCCAUUUGAAGGCUGUGAUUCUAAGAUGAUCUACGAGCUGGUAGCUGAGGGCCGGAAGCAGGAGCCAGUGGGUGAAGAUUGCCCCGAGUUGCUGCAGAAGAUCAUUGAUGAAUGCCGGGCCCAUGAGCCCUCUAAACGGCCCUUUGUGGAUGGAAUCUUGGAGAGACUUGCUGCAUUUAACUGAGUUGUAUAUGCAAACCUAAACCAAAAACUCCUGGGACAAGAAGCUGGAAGAGGGGCAAACUGGGUGUCUGUCUUUCAUAUCUGUUAACAUCAAGUUAUUGCUGGGUGCAAAUUUUUUUUCUUUUCUUUCUUUCUUUUUUUAAGAUGGGUUCUCUUCAUGUAGCUCCUGCUAGCCUGGAACUUGCUAUGUAGAAUAGACUUGCUAUGCAAAUAAAAUAGGGCUCAAACUUAAAGCAAUUUCCCAGUUUUGCCUUCCAAAUGCUGGGAUUAAGGGACUAGCCCACCACACCUGGCAAAGUUCUUAUUUAUUACAGAUAGAAAACAAUUUCAUUGGGGAUGGAUAGAUGGCUUAUUGGUUAAGAACACUGGCUGCUCUUCCAGAGGACCCAGGUUCAAUUCCUAUCAGCAACAUGGCAGCUCACAACUAUCUGUAAUUUCUGUUCCAGGGGGUCCAACACCUUCAUACACAUGUGGGCAAAACACCAAAUGUGCAUAAAAUAAAAACAAAUUAUGCAGUAAAAGAUAUUUUAAAAAGUGAACAAUUCCAGUCCAGUAUGGUGGUACAUGCCUUUAAUCUCAGCAUUUGGAAAGCACAGGCAUGCUGGUGUGCUUUUUUAAAAAAACUCUUUUUAUUUACACUAUUACUAUCUCUUUCUCCCUACUCCUACCCCAACAUCAGGUAGGAGAGAGAAAGGGUUAGGGGGAGAGGGGGUGCUGUUUUCUUAGCUGCUUCCUGCUGGUCAGGGUCAUCAGGUUCCUUCGAGCCAGUCCAAUCCUCAUUUCAGAGAUCUCCAACUUUUGUCUUGCAAAAGCACCCAGGAGCAGCAAGGAGGAAGUAGGAGCAGCCUUGUUCUUUCUUGGUGCCUCAAUAUUCUCUGGACUCUGGCAUUUAUUCUCUCUCCAGAAUCCUCAGAUAUAAACUAUCUGUAGCUGGUGAAGAGGCAAAUAGUCUGCUGCUGUGGACCAUCUGAAUCAGUCCCACAUUCCACACCUGGGAUUAAAACAAAACUGUGUUUAUAGCCACAAUAGAGGCAGGCAGAUCUCUGAGGCCAGCCUGAUCUAUAUAGCAAAUUCCAGGACAUCAAGGACUACAUAAUGAGACUUGUCUCCAAAACAACAACAAAAAGACCCAACGCCAACCAUGAAGAACUCCCAGGAAAUGUAAAAUAUAUUUUUAACACUAACUGCAGAUUAUUUGCAAAACUUGGCAAAUGGUUUUGUGUCCACAUCUCUUUUUGUGAUUUGACAGCUCCUAUCAAGAAAUGGUUUCUGUUUCUCCAGCAUUGGAGUCUGAGCUGGCAAUGAUGGCUUGAUUAUGUGGAAGAAGUAACAGUGGACCACCGCCAAGCCUAGGCUCCAAAAGCCUUUAAAAUGUUUAAUCCCCUUCUUAAAGCAGUGCCCUUCCAUGAGCAAGGUCGGUAGGCAUGUUGGAAGAUGAGGAUCUACACGGAACAGAGGCAAAAGGUUCCAUCUGAGUUCAUGCUAGGCCAGCGAGCCUGGCAAUUGAUCCAAUUGCAUGAGUGAGCCCAGUUAAGACUAAAGAACUACCCGGCUGAGCCCACCCCACUACCGAGUCACAAAAACAUGAGCUCAAUAAAUAUAUUCCUGUCUUAA